AUGGGCAAUGACGCUACAAUCAACGAGAUUGAGGAGGUUUGGUAUUUCCUGGCGAGCGUCGGCGGAGCGAUGCUCGUCGUUCUUCUCGUCCAAGACAUUUCCAAGUGGUGCAGAGAUAACCUAUUCGAGCGACGCAUCGAGAAAACCCGCGUGAAAGCCCUUGUCGCCUAUCAAGUCUUUCUGAAAAUGGAAGAGAGUCUCCGCGAAGAAAUUCUACGCGAGCGUCGCGAGUACGAAAAGACUAAGACAAAUGCUUGGAGCCUUUUUGUGCACAAGGGUGAACGGAUCGAUCAAGAGGAAAAGGCGAUUGAGAAGGGUAAAGAGGAGGUGAAGCAGAUGAGGGCCGACCUAGAAAAGGAAAAAGGCGAGGUGGAGAAUAUGAAGGCGGAUGUUGAGAAGGGUUUGGAGGAGCUCCGGAAGAUACGUGCUAAGAUCAUCGAGAAGGCAGAUGAGGUUGGCGGCUCUAGCAACAGGGUUAAAGACAUGGACCGCAAGAAUCGUGAGCUGGAGCAAUAG
This is a messenger RNA of Colletotrichum paranaense, 516 nucleotides long. RefSeq lists its product as uncharacterized. The coding region runs from base 1 to 516 and encodes 171 amino acids. The transcript is spliced from 2 exons. The record is from RefSeq and is a predicted model, not a curated record. Lineage: Eukaryota; Fungi; Ascomycota; Sordariomycetes; Glomerellales; Glomerellaceae.